CAGAUUUGGGCAACAACUCAAAAGUCGGUUCAAAAAUAGAAUAAGUUUGAGCGCAAGUUAUUAUUCGCAGCAGAGUGUACGCUAACAGAUUAAUUAUUAUUCUCGAAGGAAUUAUUAUCAUUUUAUUCAUAUUUUAUAAAGGAGCAGCGUUAUUUUUUUGUAAUUUGCCGUGAGUUUUAAUUUGAAAUAUUUGCUGAUCUCAGAAUGUCAAGGAGAUUUAGUGAUUGGGACUUGGAAUGUAAAGUAUACAUUGGAAGUAUUAGUAGCAGGACUACAAAAGAUGAUAUUGAAUCACUUUUUUCAAGAUAUGGGCCACUUCGAAAUGUUUGGAUUGCUCGCAAUCCACCAGGAUUUGCCUUUGUCGAAUUCGAAGACCGUCGUGAUGCUGAAGAGGCUGUUGCUGAACUUGAUGGAACGCGCUUAUGUGGACAAAGAAUUCGAGUUGAGAUGUCACAUGGCAAAACUAGAAGGGACAGAAGAAGUGAUAGUCGUCGCUCACCAGCCCGGCAUUCUCAUCAAUUACUUCGCAAGGCAGCCAGCCUCAUUCGCAAAUUUCAGUGCUGCGUGCUUCCCAGCGACAAUUUAAUCAAAAUAUGGCUGCUUAGGACCACCCACUCUUCGAAACAUCGCAACGAAGACAUCACAUCUAUCAACUGCAAUUACAUAAACAGAUAACUGCGGCUCAUCCACUUUCCUUCCUGAAAGAACAAGCUUACUAGCAUAGCUCUCCAUCAGGAAUCCGCGUGUUCCACCUCUGAAAAUUAUAUCCGGCGGCUGCCACCACAGCUUUCUCAUACUCCCUCCUACCAUAUUCCUCAUCUAUAACACCCCGAUCAACAUGCUUCAAUAAAGGUUAUUCACUUUAUUUCCUUGCUUCCUUUUCGCCAUCGUUACUUUAUGGUAGUUGUACUUUAUUAAAGUUAGUGGUCAACUGCAUUCAGUGUACAAAGGAUUAAAACUUAUCCACAGCCUUUAUAAUUUUUUCCCCCAUUCUUAUCCUGUUUUGUUUUCUUUAAUUUUGUAGUAGUGUUAAUACAUAGAUACUGAAUGAAUUAUAAUGGAAAACUUUCAAAAAUUUUGCAAGAAUGUUCAAAUUAUAUUAAUGUUGCUUUUUUUAAUGUUUAAAAAAAAUGUUAAAUGUGUUCACU
Messenger RNA from Argiope bruennichi, 1148 nucleotides. Its product is annotated as RNA-binding protein 1-like. Gene Ontology annotation, biological process: mRNA splicing, via spliceosome. The transcript is spliced from 4 exons. Gene Ontology annotation, molecular function: RNA binding. The coding region runs from base 205 to 675 and encodes 156 amino acids. The record is from RefSeq and is a predicted model, not a curated record. Gene Ontology annotation, cellular component: nuclear speck. Lineage: Eukaryota; Metazoa; Arthropoda; Arachnida; Araneae; Araneidae.